AUGAAACUUAAGAUAAGCUAUUUGAGUUUUCUUAUCUAAGUAGUAAAAAAGCCAAAUUUAGCUAUUAUUGAGGCGGUAACUUUAAAAAACAAUUCUGAAAAUUAAUCUUUCAAAAUUAGAUGGGCUAUAGAAAUGCUCAAUAGAUAAGUUUGGGAAGAAUUUGAGGGUGUUAUUAACAAUUAAAAGUUGUAAAGUUAAAGACUUUAAAUUGAAAGUGUUGUUAAAUUUGAUUAAGGAAUAGAUAAGCUGUAUAUCCUUAUGAGAAAAUACAUAUAUGAUAUGAAAAAAUUUAUUUCCAUGCUAUCAGAUGACUUUUUAAACUUAGAAAAAAUUAGGGAAAAAGCUAAAGAUUUGUUUUCUAGACAGUCUGUUACCAAAUAAAUGAUAAGACAGCUUUUCGAUUAUAAUAACAAUAAUGUUGUUCUUUUUGAGCUUACUUUAUUUUUCGGAGAUUACAUAGAUUUUAAGAGAUAAAAGUUAAAAUAGUAUAUUUAACUUUCUAAUUAAUUAAUGAAAUAAAAUUUGAAGUAGGAAGAUCUUGGUAUUAAUUUAUUUAAUGAAGACAGCUUUGUCAUAUCCAUUAAUUUGUUGGAACCUCUCGGAAAUAUUUAAGAAGUAUCAAAUAACGUUUAAAAUAUUAUUGGAUACACCAAAGAUUAGCUGAUAGGCAAAAAUAUAAACAUGAUAAUGCCUUAAAUUAUACAAAUCCACCACAGAAAAUUUUUAAACAAAUUUUGUUAUGAUAGUAAGGAGGUAUAUACAAUUUCAAACAGACUUUUCUUUUGUAUUGAUAUACAAGGCUUUUUAAAUCCUGUUGAACUUAGAGUUAAACUUGACUCUUCAAAUUAAGAAUAAUACAGAGCUUGUGGAUAUUUGAAAAAAGGAAAUACAGGAAAUGAUUAUAUUCUGUUCGAUAUUGAUACUCUUAAGAUAGAUUCUUGUAAUUAAAAAUUAUUUUAGAAGGUUUUCCAGAAGUACUUAAAUGAUGAUGUCAAAAAGCUUUGCAAUAUGAAUAUAGGACUACUUUUUCCUGGACUCAUAGUUAUGAAAAAAACUUAAAGAUCCAUUUUCAGAAAAAUAAAUUUUUAAAGUACUACGAAAAUAAUGCUUAUACCUAAUAAUGCAAGUACCUUUAACUAAAUUGUAAGUUAAUACACUAACCUUGAAGCGAAUAACUACUAAUAGCUAUCAAAUUAUUUAAGGGAUAUAAAAAUUAACGAAUACUAGAUGUACGAAGUUACUUUUAUACCUCACUAUAUUGAGACUAAGAUAGAAUCCAUAUAUUUCAAUUAUUUAGAAAUCUUUUAAAUGAAAAGAAUAGUUAAACUAUCCUCCAAAGUUGAAUUAAUUAACAUUAUGACAGGUAAGUUAAACAAGUAUUUGGGAUUAACUCUUAGAAUGAGAGUUAUACGUAAUAAUAUGGAUUAAGUUGAAGACAUAGAUGUCGUGCAGUAAUAAUAGGAAACUUACUACUAUCAAGAAGGAUUAACAUUUAAGAAGAAUUCUAUUUUUUAAAGCGCUUCAAACAAUGAUUCAUAUAGAGAUAAUUUAAUUCAUAAGCUCUAGCUUUAAUAGGGAUUUUAAAAUACUAAUUCAAAUGAAUAAGCACCGGCUUCAGUGGAUGAUUCAUUUAAGAAGUCAAAAUUUACUGAAAUUGUAAAAAAUUUUUAAAACAGCUAUUGCUAAAUUGAAGAAGAAGACGAGGAAACCUUCACUGAAAAGAAAAGUGAAACUAGAUACAAAAAAUUUUAUGGGACAUACACAACAACUUAAAAUGAUCAUGAUGGGUUUUCUCAGGAAGAUUUUGAUAAUGAAAAUGAAAAAGAAGAUGAGGAAGAUGAAAAAGAAGUUGAAGUAAAGCAGGUUAAAAAAUAGUUAAGCAAUUAAAAUUAGCCAAUAUUAUAACAAAUAGAAUAGAAUUAGAAAAAGAAAGCUAGCCUCACUUAAAACACUCAAGAAAAAUAAAAUAAAUAAUUAUUAAGUGAUGAAGACCUUGUUGAUAUUGAUAAUUACAAUGUUUAAAAUUAUUACAAUUACGAUAUAACUGAUAACGAAAAUGAAAAUAAUUAAAAUUAAAUUUAUGAUAAUGUUGUUGAUAAUUCAUACAGUUAUUACUUUUAUGACGCAGAAAAUCCUAGUACAAACUAUGAAGCCACCUUUGAUAAAAAAAAUACAGUAUUUGAUACUUCAUAAAAUAAUUAUCUAGUGAAUAACUAGAAUACCCCUUUAAAUAGUUUCAUGAUUUAAAAUGAUAUCAGUGUAAUUUCUAAGCAUACCGAUUUAAGUACUUUUUCGUUAAAAAAUAAAACUCUUUUUUAAGAAGACUUAAAUAUCUUAUCAAAUAAUAAAAUUGCUAAGAAUAAUUAAGCAGAUGAAAACAAUUUAGAAAUUUCUUUUGACAUUAACAAGUAGUAAUUUAUAGAAAAUUAUGAUAAUUAUUAAUUUAAUGCAUCUAAUUUAGAUUAAAUUCAAUAAAAUAUGCAGGCUUCAGCUUUAAAUUUAAGCUAAAAUUAAACAAAUAAUAUUAAUUAAAAUGAAGCCGAAUCAUUUAAUCUUACUAACAGAUCAACUUUUAAUAAUUAAACUUAAAUGUAGUAAAAUUAUAAUAAAAGUUUACAGUAAAAUAAUUACCGAAAAAGCAAUCCUUUUAAUGUCAAUAACGAUGAAAGAAAUUAGGAGAUAACAUCAAAUACUAAUAGAGGUAUUGAUGAGAAUAAUUACAGCUAUCCAUUAGAAAGUGCAACAGGGCGAGAUCAACUUGAUACCUCAAAGGAACCAAAUACUAACAGAUAUUUAAAUUCAGCAUAGAAUAAUCAGAAUAAUUCUGAGAAUAAUAAACAAAAAAAAUAAUAAGAAUUUGCAAAAAGAAUUUAAAAAUUGUUUAGAAAAGUUAAAAACUCUAUUGCUUGGAUAGGUAAAGUCAAACAAUAAUCGUUUUUCGUCAGAAAUAAUGUUGAAAGCAAACCUAAAGAUCCAUAUAAUCAAACUGUUGAUGAAAACAAUAGUAUUUAUUCGUCUUUUAGAAACACAGCAAGGUCAGGGACUAUUGCUGAAAGUAGUGUAUAUGAAAAUACAAAUAAUAUAAAGAAUGACUCAGUAAUAGAAAAUACACCAAGACAUAACAAUGGAAAUCGAAAAGAUGUUUCUAAAUCUUAAUUCAAUACUUUGAAAAAAGGUAUUUCAAUUAAUAAUAGUCAAAAAAAUAAAACAGCUUCGAAAUUUGCUUAAAAAGGUUUGGGAUUUCCAAAGAAAAUGAAAAGCGUUUCUGAAAUCGAAAACUAUUAGUAAGCCUAAAAGCUCAAAGAAAUAAUGGUUUAAUAACCUGAUUCUGUAAAUUCUUAUUCUUAAAAGGAAAGCCAAACAGGGUUAAAAAAGCGAUAUAUAAAUACAAUUUUGAGCCAAAAAAUGCCAUCAUUUUUAAUAAAAUCAACAAUAUUAACUCUAUUUGCUGCUGCUUCAUCUGUUAUAACUUCUUUAGUUGUGUACUAGUUUAGUUAAUCAUAAAGCUAGCUUUUAUUAACUAACUUUGGGAAUACUUUUAGAGAACCUUUAGCAGUGGUUGAUGUUUCGAAUGCGAUUAGAAUUAAUGAAUUAUACUUACUUUACACAAUUAAAAAUUAAAUAAAUCUAGCUUAUCCUUUGUAAUAAGAAAGAAACAAUUAGCAGAGAAAUUUUGCUUUUUAGUUAGUUAACACUUUAUACCAAUAUUUAGUUAGCGUUUAUAGAGAUAAUAAUGACGAACAGGCAAAAAAGUUUUAUUUAUAUUCAGAUGCAGAAUUAUAUUAAUACUUAAAUGGUAGUUAAAUUCAAAGAUAAACAAAAUAAUUAAUUUUUUUUGAUUAUAUUAUGAAAAAUGCAUGGAUGGAUACUUAAAUGUUAGGGUUUAAUAAUGAUCCAAGAUUAGACGCGUUAUCAAAUUAUUAUAAUUUUUUUAAUUCUUAGCUAAAUGGUACAGAUAUUAACUAGAUAGAGUGCUAAUCUAUUUUAGACAACAAUCAAAACACUAUGCAAAUCAACAUAAUUUUGCAAAUAAUUUUAAAUUACUCAUGUGCUAUUUUAAUAUUUCCUUUGUACUAUUUCUCUUAGUUGAAAAGAGAAAAUUAUCUUAAAUUAUUCACAAGCUUUAAUGGAGAUAAGAUUGUAAAACUGUUUGAAUUGUAUGAGGAAGCAGACAUGGUUUUUGAAACUAAUGAUGUAUUGUAAUUUAUUGGAAGCACAAACUAACAAAGUAUAUCAUAAUAUAUUUAAUAGCCUGUGGUUUUAGCUAACAAAAAGAAAAGAUCUUCAAAUAUUGAAGCUCUUCCUAAAAUAAAUUGCUCAAUAGUAUUACUAGUGAUUAUUAUAAUUAUCAUUAUAUCAAUUUAUCCUAUUUUGAGCUACACUCUAGUUGUUCAGUAAGCUGUUUAAUUUUAAAAUAACCUGUAUGAAUUAGUACUUUUCUGUAGGAGUGCCCUAUAAAUAGCAUAAUCCUACACAACGAUGUAUGUCCAAAUAAACUAAAUUUCUCAUCCUACUAUAUACACAGAAGCUAAUAGUUUUAUUUAAUUGCAAAUCUAAUUAAAUAUUCAAGAUAUUUUAACAAGAAAUCAAUAGGUACUUGAUGAUUUGGUGAACAUCUAGAAUUCUACUUAAAGUAGUAGCAGAUAUAACUGGAACCAAUAUUCAAAUAUUAUAAUAAAUCCUAUUUAAAAUGAUAUUUGCCAAGCCAUUUAGAGCAAUUUACCAGUUUUUAGCACAGCCAACGUCACUAACAACUUUGAUUUGAAUAAAUGCCAAACAACCUAUAAUGGCAUAAUGCAAAGUGGUGCACUAAUAACUUUAAAAACUAUUUUUACAAUAUUUUAAGAGUUCAUAAAUAUUUCAUAAAAUACUAAUAACCAAAAUUUUCAAACAAAAUUGUAAAGCUGGGAUGAAGGAGUUAAUUUACAAGAAAUGGAUAAACUUUUUGAUUAGAUAGAAUAGUGGUUUUAUAUUACUAUUCAAUAUCAAAUGUAUAAUGGUAAUUAAUUUUACUCAUACUUACAAUCUAUCUAGCUUUAUCUCUUUUAUUAUCAACUUUUGAUAACAAUAUUAAUAUUUGGUUUCGGCCUAUCCUAUUUCUCAAGAUUUCUAUCAAAAUCUGUAAACAAAACAAAAUUUCUAAUAAGCAUAAUCCAUAUUGAAGCUCUCAUUGAAAAUCCUUAUGUAGUUUCUUUCUUUAGAAAACAAUCAGAUUUCUAAGAUAUUUGA
Messenger RNA from Tetrahymena thermophila SB210, 5229 nucleotides. Its product is annotated as PAS domain S-box protein. The transcript is spliced from 11 exons. NCBI's taxonomy places the organism in Eukaryota, Ciliophora, Oligohymenophorea, Hymenostomatida, Tetrahymenidae. The record is from RefSeq and is a predicted model, not a curated record.